GCCUGGAAUGUUUCUCCCUCCCGGGAAACCUGAGCAUCCCUCCUCCUUGCCCGGCUUGGACACCAGGUAGCCUUGCUCCUCCUCCUCCUCGCUGAUGCCCGAAAGAGGGCUGCUCGCCUUCCAAACGACAACCUUCCACGAGAGCGGGGGGAGGAAUCCGUGGUCCGGCCCCACACCGAAGCCGAUGGGAAGGCACGGAGAUGUCGGUAGGCGCCGGGGAGAAGACCAGCCCAGCUGAGCCGCUUUCUCGACCGCUUGGCGCCACAGAGCGCCCGUCCCAGCCAAGGGGAGCCCGUCGCGGCGGCGGGGAAAUCCUGCUUGGCAAGUUUUCCUCACGGCUUGGGCAAAAGGCGCGGAGCUGUCCAGCGUUUCAGCGCCUUUGAACCGGUGGCAGGAGGAGCGGUUUUCCCUCCCCCUCCUUGAAAGCUAUCCCCCCCCUUACACACACACACGUACACACACACACUUUCUUUCAGGAGAGAAGGACCUUCCUAUCCUUUCCCGGGCGCUGUCGCCUCACGGUUUGAGGCGGGCAUGGGCAGCCCACCAGCGGGGCGGAGAGGCUGCUCCGGGGAGGGCGGCCGCCCUCGUGAGGGGAUUUGCCGGUGAGGGGGCAGCUACUCUUGGAAGGCUGAGAGAAGAAGCGAGACGGAAGAAGGCACACCGACCUGGAUAACCCCCCUUUUCCCUCUCUCUCUCACACACACACAUACACACACACAUACACACAGAGAGGGGCGCGCUCGCUCGCCCGCACGUACACACAACGCUGGAGCCAGCCUGAAAGUUUGCCCGCUGAGCUCUUUGCCUUCUCAGCGAGCCCUCCGCCUUCUCGACUCAAAGGUGCCCCUUGGCCCUCGGUGGCUGCCGGAAGGCGAGGCGAGGUCUUCUCGGGACGUUCCCUUCCGACCCACCACCCCCGUUGGAUGCGCAUUUCUCCCGCUUUGGCGGCGCCUGGGAACUUGGACCCUCGUUCCCUUUGGGGCCUGAGGCAGAGCCCAUUAGCCUGGAGGAGAGAGAGAAGUUGAAGCCCCCCGCUCCCCUCCUGGGGGCCAGGACGCGGGGGCUGAGGCGCCAGCCAUGGGCAGCCGUGAAAUGAGAGCUUUCCUGUGGAAAUGUAGCCUGCUCUUCCCGCUCUUGACUGCGCGCCCGGGGGGCUGCGGCCACGUCUCCAGCAACCAAGUUGUAUUACUUGAUACAACCACUGCCAUUGGAGAGCUUGGAUGGAAGACGUAUCCACUAAAUGGGUGGGAUGCCAUAACAGAAAUGGAUGAAUACAAUCGUCCCAUCCACACUUACCAGGUAUGUAAUGUUAUGGAACCCAACCAAAACAACUGGCUUCGUACAAAUUGGAUAUCCCGUGAUGCAGCCCAGAAAAUUUAUGUGGAAAUGAAGUUUACACUGAGGGACUGCAACAGCAUUCCGUGGGUACUGGGGACAUGCAAAGAAACAUUUAACCUCUACUACCUGGAAUCAGAUGAAUCUCAUGGAAUUAAAUUCAAGCCAAACCAGUACAAUAAAAUUGAUACUAUUGCUGCUGAUGAAAGUUUUACUCAGAUGGAUUUGGGUGAUCGCAUCCUUAAACUGAACACAGAAGUACGUGAGGUGGGACCGAUAAACAGGAAAGGAUUUUUCCUUGCUUUUCAAGACAUUGGAGCAUGCAUUGCUUUGGUCUCUGUCCGUGUUUACUACAAAAAGUGUCCUUUCACCGUUCGGAACUUGGCUAUGUUUCCUGACACUAUUCCAAGGGUUGAUUCUUCCUCCUUAGUGGAAGUACGAGGUUCCUGUGUGAAGAGUGCUGAAGAGAGGGAUACUCCAAAAUUAUAUUGUGGAGCAGAUGGAGAUUGGCUUGUUCCUCUAGGAAGAUGCAUCUGCAGUGUUGGGUACGAAGAAGUGGAUGGCUCCUGCCAUGCUUGCAGGUCAGGAUUCUAUAAAGCAUUUGCUGGGAAUAUAAAGUGUUCCAAAUGUCCUCCACACAGCCAAACCUUUGUAGAAGCAACAUCUGUAUGCCAAUGUGAAAAAGGUUACUUCCGAGCUGAGAAGGAUCCACCAACUAUGGCAUGUACCCGACCACCUUCUGCUCCAAGGAAUGUUGUUUUUAACAUAAAUGAAACAGCUCUCAUGUUGGAAUGGAGCCCACCUAGUGACACAGGAGGGAGAAAAGACCUCACCUAUAGUGUAAUUUGUAAGAAAUGUGGAUCUGACACCAGUCAAUGUGAACUAUGUGGAGGAGGGAUACGAUUCAUUCCCAGACACACUGGGCUAAUCAAUUCCUCAGUGACUGUGCUUGAUUUUGUGUCCCAUGUGAACUAUACUUUUGAAAUAGAAGCCAUGAAUGGAGUUUCAGAAUUAAGUUUCUCACCGAAGCAGUUCACAGCUAUUACCAUUAGCACGGACCAAGAUGCGCCCUCCUUGAUAGGUAUGGUCAGGAAGGACUGGGCUUCCCAAAACAGCAUUGCCCUCUCAUGGCAACAGCCUGAUUUUCCUAAUGGAGCCAUUCUGGACUACGAGAUCAAGUACUAUGAGAAAGAGCAUGAACAGCUCAGCUAUUCUUCCACAAGGUCGAAGGCUCCAAGUGUUAUCGUCACAGGCCUCAAGCCAGCCACCAAGUACAUAUUUCAUAUCAGAGUCAGGACUGCAACAGGAUACAGCGGCUAUAGCCAGAAGUUUGAAUUUGAAACUGGAGAUGAAACUUCAGAUAUAGCAGCAGAACAGGGGCAGAUCCUAGUAAUCGCAACAGCUGCUGUAGGUGGAUUCACCCUCCUGGUCAUUCUCACACUGUUCUUCCUCAUCACUGGAAGGUGCCAAUGGUACAUAAAAGCAAAAAUGAAGUCUGAAGAAAAACGAAGAGCUCAUUUGCAGAACGGACAUUUGCAUUUCCCAGGAACUAAAACAUAUAUUGAUCCAGACACAUACGAAGACCCAUCACUUGCUGUUCAUGAAUUUGCUAAGGAAAUAGAUCCAUCACGAAUUCGUAUUGAGAGAGUUAUUGGGGCAGGUGAAUUUGGAGAAGUGUGCAGUGGUCGUCUGAAAACCCCUGGAAAAAAGGAGAUUCCAGUAGCCAUAAAAACUUUAAAAGGUGGAUAUGUGGACCGACAGAGACGGGACUUCCUACGAGAAGCAAGUAUCAUGGGACAGUUUGACCACCCAAAUAUUAUUCGCCUUGAAGGAGUUGUUACAAAAAGAUCCUUCCCGACCAUUGGGGUGCAGUCUCUUUGCCCAAGAAUCCUGAGAGAAGGAUUUUUAAAUAACAUUCCAGGCCCACAUCCUCUGUCAGGGGGAGGAUCUUUGCCCCCCAGGAUUUCCUCUGGCAGACCAGUAAUGAUUGUGGUUGAAUACAUGGAGAAUGGAUCCCUUGACUCUUUCCUACGGAAGCAUGAUGGCCACUUCACAGUCAUCCAGCUUGUUGGCAUGCUACGUGGAAUUGCUUCUGGCAUGAAAUAUCUCUCAGACAUGGGCUACGUACAUCGAGACUUGGCAGCUCGUAAUAUUUUGGUCAACAGCAAUCUCAUGUGUAAAGUCUCUGAUUUUGGAUUAUCACGAGUAUUAGAAGAUGACCCUGAAGCAGCUUAUACAACAAGUGGUGGAAAAAUUCCUAUAAGAUGGACAGCACCUGAAGCUAUAGCCUACAGAAAGUUCUCUUCAGCAAGUGAUGCAUGGAGUUACGGGAUCGUGAUGUGGGAAGUUAUGUCAUACGGAGAAAGACCAUACUGGGAGAUGUCCAACCAGGAUGUCAUUCUGUCCAUUGAAGAAGGUUACAGGCUUCCAGCUCCCAUGGGCUGCCCAGCUUCUCUUCACCAACUAAUGCUUCAUUGCUGGCAAAAGGAAAGAAACCAUCGGCCAAAGUUCAGCGACAUUGUCAGCUUCCUAGACAAAUUGAUACGCAACCCCAGCUCUCUUCAUACCCUAGCAGAAGAUAUCCUUGUAAUACCAGAUUCACCUGGUGAACUUCCAGAAUAUCCUUUUUAUGUAUCAGUCAGUGAUUGGCUGGACUCAAUAAAAAUGGGCCAAUACAAAACAAACUUCAUUGCAGCAGGUUAUACAACUAUGGAUCUUGUUUCAAGAAUGAGUAUUGAUGAUAUUAGAAGAAUUGGUGUUGUACUUAUUGGACACCAGAGACGAAUAGUGAGCAGUUUACAGACUUUGAGAUUACACAUGAUGCACAUACAGGAGAAAGGAUUUCAUGUAUGAAAGUUCUAGAAGUGACUGUGUUUUGUGCCUCAACAUUUCUAUAAUGGAAAAUCUCAUUUCUUCUUUCUGCUCUUCCCAGCUUUGAGAACUGGAACUUCCGGUUCAUUCUAUAAACACAUAACAGUUCUGUUAAUCCUUCUAACUUGGAAUUUUUAAUCACAUGGCAUAGUUUCUCCCUCAGUUAACUGCCAACAACAUCUUGACCCCAGUGCAAGACUAUUGCUAUACAACGGUGAAUAGCUCAGCAUGGAUGUAAAACUUUGUAUAACAGUAAAAAUAUUUGGAAAACUUCCACUGACUUUUUGAAAGUUAAAGCCAUUGUGGCUUGGAGUGGCUACUACCUUCUUGAUGUGUUAGAAUGUGAUGGUAGAUUACAAAAACAAAACAAAAAGUAAUUGACAUUUUCAUUCAUGUUUUGUGACCAUUUAGCUUCCAGUAUAAAAUGUGCAAUGAAGAAAAAGAGUUUGACAUAAAUAUUUAUUUUAUUGUUAACUAAAUCCCAAGUAUAUGGGUUGUAUUAUGUUUACUUUGUAUUACAGUAGUUAAAUUGCUGGUAUGCCAGUAUAGAACAAUUCUUGGCCAAAAUGAAUAACAACAACUUAUAGUGAUUGCUUGUAUGUGUGAACAGGAUGAAAUGGAUAACUGAAGAGAACAACAGGCUGUCACAUUUUUGUGAUGCCUAGUAUUUAAAUUUAUUUGUUCUGACUUCAAGGUGUUUUUUUUACCCUAUAAAUUUCAGAAUACUGUAAUCACAUAGAAAACAACUUUCACUGUCAGCUAGCUUUAUUUUUACUUUGGAAAAAAAAAUUAAUCUAUGCCUCCACUGCAUACUAAAUAAUCUCCAGAAAACUGAUUUAAAGCCACAUGCAAUACAUGAUAAUUAUCAGGUAUUCUGCAAUGCAUCUAUGCAGACUUUAUUUGUUUAUUUGUUGUAUUUAGAAAUGUCGACUUGAGCUGUACACCCAGAAACAUUUGCUGUUUGCACAUGAGGAAUUUCUUAUUUAACUAUGGCAGUUCGAUUGUGGCAUGCUCACCUUCUGUGGCAGCCUAACCAUUUUAAAAAUAAAGAAACAAAAAUGUUACGUUUGAAAACAAAUCCAAAAUAAUCAUGAAAAAUCUUCAUUUUACUGCAUUUUUCCCUGCCUUGAAGAUAUUUUCAGUUUCCUGGCUUUCCAGUUAAUACAAAUUGGAGAUCUCCGUAAUGACCAUAUACUUUGAAGUAGGGAUCAUGCCGUAAUCCAUAAAUGACCAAUGAACACAAAUUAAUCAGUAUGGGACCCCCCAAAAAUGACCCAAGCUAGAGGGAAUAGAAACCAGUUUGAUAUACAGAAAGUGGAUUAACUGCUCAUUAAUGAUACCUUAGAUAAGUUAGACCUUACAGUUAUAAACUUUAAUUGCCAUAUAAUAUACCUGAUGGCAAAUGCUCCAGAAAAUCUGUACCUCUGCAAAGCAUAAAUCUACUGGGCUAUUUCAUCCAUACUCUGCAUGGAACAUAUGAUACUGUGUAAUAGAAAUUAGCACAUUUGCAUGCUCUGAAAGCCAUGCACAAUUACAAAUAUCUCACAUGUAGGGACAGUGCAAAACAUUAUACUGUUUUGUAAAGCAACACUAUAUUCAUGCACUUCUAAUAUAAACUUAUGGGUAGCAUCUAAACAAAGGAGAUGCCAAAUAAAUCAAUUAUGUACAGAUGACACAAUAACUGAAGCUUACAGUUUACAACUUCAAGUUUAAGAGACAGAGAUGCUGAAACGGGUUGUGUCCAUGCACAGGGGCCCGCGUGUAACUGUGUUAGAGAGAGCAAGAUGACCCAGGAAGGCUGAUCUUCGAUCAAGUUUCAUUAAACAAUCCCAGUUGGCUUGCCAGAAAAUUAUUAAUUUUUAUCUGUAUAAAUGGAUUUCAUUAUCAAAGAGCUAUAAAUCUGUGGGGAUUUAUCUGUAAUUUAAGUCCUUUUAAAAAGGGUUUUCUAAAAAGGUGGAAUGGGAUUGAUGAGAACGUUUUAACAGCUCUUUUACUGAACAGAUUCUAAGAUUCUUAGGGUUCUUUUGCAAGUUUGGAGUAUAAUGAAGCAAGUUCCCUUCAUGUACAGAAACACUUCUAUUCAGUGUAUCAGGUUGUGUCUGCAGGCUUGAAAGAAAUAUGCUUUGUUUUCCUUCAUGUAUACAAACUUCAUUUUUUUUCAAAUGCUCAUUUAAUAUGGGGGGGUAUUUAUCUGUUAUGGGAAAGCAGCCAUACAAAUUGUAGUUUCUAAAAGCUGAGCCUCACAUACAAAAUAAUUCUUUUCUGUUUGGUUUUUCCACUUGCUUCCUCUGAUGGUCUUUCCAGCAAUCCUUUUAAAGCUGUGCUGAGAUUCCACAAGUGUGGACUAGUUCAUCAAACAGACAUGAAGCCACAUUUUCUCCACUAGAGCUUCUCUAUUAUCUCAUAGACUCACCAAGUUAUAGUGCCAUCCUCUUAUUAGUUUCUCUCAUACAGCAGUGGUGACCACCAAUAGAACAAACAGCUUUACAUGGAUUGCUGACUGGCUGGAACAGACUCCACGUGGUUGAUUUUGAAGUUGCCAUUAAAUGACUUCGUUUUCAAAACUCUGUAGAUUGUCAAUGUGUCAAAUGCCAAUUGCCAGGCAAUUUUAAAGGGCACAAAUCCCUUUGCUCAACAUAUGAAAAAACGAUUUAAAAAAAUCAGAGGUAAUAAUGUAAUUGUAUGUGGUUUUAAGGAGACACUUAUUGACAAGACAGAUGCAAUCCUUCUUUGGAACUUAUUAUUGAAAAUCUCAGAAAUUGUGGCCAGAUGGGAUGCACAGCCGUUUCCGCAUUGAGCUGGUGGUGUUUCAUAUAAAAAGGGAACUUCUGCAGAUGUGGCAUGCAGCAACACCCUGCACAUUUCUCCUAUGCAAGUUCUACUUUGUGCAGCCCAGAAAGCACCAGAUGAAUGCAGAUGUGAUAGGCAUUUAGCUGAGAGGAGGGCAUAUCUCUGGUGAUACAUGAAGCCACUGAGAGGAGAAUCCUAGCUUUCAAGGAAAUAUGAUUAAGUCUAAGGUACGUAUAUAUAUAAAUAUAUGAACUGCAAACUCAUUAUUUAAUCAAACAAGUAUUUGAUAUCAUUCAACUUUUAUUAAAACUAUAUGGACAAGCCCUUCCUCAAACGUAGAUGUACACACGUGUACCUUUCCAUUUGUGUGGCUGAAAAGUUGCAUGUUGUACACUCAUUAAUGUACUUACAUUAUAUGAAAAAUUCAUUAACAGAUUUAUCACUCUAUGGAAAUAUAUAUUUUCAAUAGAAAAUGAUAGAAAAAAUCACAGUAUAAACAUUUAUUAAAUAUAUUUUUAUAAUAAUCAUCUGAAAAGGUGGGAAAGAAUGACAUUACAGUAUUUAGUAACUAUCUCGCUAAAAUAUUAAAAAUGUUCUGGAUUUUGUUGCUAUUUAUGGAUUGGCUUGGGAUUUCUUUAUUUAUUCUCCCCUGCCUUGUUUAAGUUUUCCUUAAGAAUGGUUUUAAAAUAUGAUAAGCAAGUAUUAGAAGCUGCACCUUGGAAGAGUGUUUGUAAAUUUAUUCUCUUAUGUGAAAUCAUUCUUUGACUACAAGGUAAAGUGGAGAUUAUUACUCUCUGUUAUGCUCUUAUUUCCACAAAAUUAUAUAUGUGGACCUCAAAUAUAUGUAAAAAACUGUUUCCUUCAUGUGCAAGUUCACUAUUUAUCUGACUAAUAACAAAGAUUUUGCAAAUAUUUAGAAAUAAAUUAUGUAUGUGUAUCAUUGUUUUGGGAGGAAUUUAGACUAAAAAGAAAAAGUAAAUGCCUAUUCUUUAAAAUACUUUGAAAGGGCAAUAUUUUUAGAGCAAUAUAAAAAAAAUUAAACAGUGAGGAUACACAAUUGUGUUUUAUCCCUGAGAUGGGCUGGAUGAUGAUGACUUAAUGUCAUCAUCAUGCUUCAGCCCACUAAGCAAAACUUUUGCAUUCUAAUACAUACAGAAGCUUUCUCAAGCAGCAAGGAUCUAUAUUAUAUGUAGGUUUAUUUAUUUGCACUUCGAUAUUCUGUGUCUGUAGAAAAGAAAUGAGAAUAUGUGAGGACUAACAUUACCUGUUUAUAUCAAUAAUAAAUCAUUUGGUUACCAAGACUGCUUGGAUAGAAAUGCAGCAUACUGUAUGCUUUAGUCUCCUUCAGCCAAGUGAUGCAUAGUUUCUGCUGAUUUAAAGCCUUUUAGUAUUAUUCUGGGGCUUUGGGACGAGGAUCCAAGGGGACUGUUCUGCUAAUAGAACAGCUUUCAUCAGGUUUUGGGAUGUCACGAAGCACUGUGGAUGCUAGUGGGAUUUAGGCUUUGAUUUGCAGCAACAACAAUCUUUAAAGUGCAUUUUAAAAACGACAAGAGAUAUAUUUUAUUUUUUAUCUCACAGAAGGCAGGAUGAAAGGCCUAUAAAGAGUGGGUGAUAGAUAUGUGCCACAUUCUGCCCAGUCAGUCAAACUUGAAUAACUUCACAGAGCUUGGGGAGGGGGGGAAACGGAUGGAACAAAGGGCACACAUUAUGGUGUAUUGUUCAUUUCAAGUGAUGGACGUAGACUGUGGUAGCGGGAGGAAAUCAGGAUGCUCUUCAGCCCCAUGGGCCAUGAAAUUACCUUCAUAGGCAAGAAUUUCCCCUGUAUUUUCCUUUAACAUAAGUUACAUAUCCUUUCAGAAUCUUGAUUUCACUGGUCUGUAGUGGGCUGACAUUUAUCUUAGAGGAGGUACCAUAGUUCCAUGGUAAACUACAUGCAUUGCUUGCAAGAGGUCCCAGAGUUUAGUCCCUCACCUGUUCAAAAUGUCAGGUAGCAGGUGAGGCCAAAGAUUCUCCCUCAGCCUCUAAAAAGCCAGUGCUAGUCAGAGUACACCGAACAUAACUUUACUUUUUGCUUUUAUUAGAUUUUUAC
Molecule: messenger RNA, 9088 nt
Organism: Pogona vitticeps (central bearded dragon)
Lineage: Eukaryota; Metazoa; Chordata; Lepidosauria; Squamata; Agamidae
Gene: EPHA6
Product: EPH receptor A6
Biological process (GO): protein phosphorylation; axon guidance; ephrin receptor signaling pathway
Cellular component (GO): dendrite; plasma membrane
Molecular function (GO): protein binding; transmembrane-ephrin receptor activity; ATP binding
Source: RefSeq, a predicted model, not a curated record